Molecule: messenger RNA, 717 nt
Organism: Diutina rugosa
Lineage: Eukaryota; Fungi; Ascomycota; Pichiomycetes; Serinales; Debaryomycetaceae
Exons: 1
Coding region: 1-717 (238 amino acids)
Source: RefSeq, a predicted model, not a curated record
AUGACGGCCACCGCUGCCUGCCCGCUUCCCGAGUGUGACUACCGCGGCGACAGUCUCGACAACCACUUGGAAACCACCCACAAACUCAUACACACCGGCGCCCACGCGCUGACGGUGCGGGCGCUGCUCCUGACCCCGUUCUGGAACCACGCCUCGUUCAUCGACGUUCUCGCCGCCGACAACGACGUAUCGGUAAGAGAAGCCACCGAGUUCCCCUUGGACACCCGCCAGUACCGGCUGGCCCGCUACCGGCUCGAGAAGUACCUCAAAACGCCGACGCUGGCCCCGCUCACCCUGGGCACCGACGUCCACAACCAGAUCAAGACGUACGUGAGGAAGUACGACGAGCUUGAGCGGAAUAAAGAGUACGACGUCACUCUGGAAGGAUUGCUUCACGAGAUCGCCGACGCUACUGAACAAGUUAAGACUCAAUGGCGCCGGCACCAGCUCCCGCCACCGCCGACGCCGGAAGCCAGUGCCGACGAGUGGCGCGAGUACCACGAUAUAUUACUAGCGCGCGUCAACACCGCGACGAAAAUCAACCAUAUAGUCACCGACCAACUCGCGGAAACCGUCGCGGAAAAGCGUAAGCUUUACAUUGAGACCCAGAUGCUUCUCGACGCAAAUAUCGAGAUUGGCCUCCCGCCCGAACCUGGCUACAUUCCCGAGCGCGUGGUGCGCGAUGACGUCGACGCCGCUCUCCUCGAUCGCGACUAA